This is a messenger RNA of Rubroshorea leprosula, 689 nucleotides long. NCBI's taxonomy places the organism in Eukaryota, Viridiplantae, Streptophyta, Magnoliopsida, Malvales, Dipterocarpaceae. The record is from the annotation of a GenBank genome assembly.
AGAAGCAUGCAUACAGAAGACUACUGAUAUUGGAUUUGUGUUGAGGCACUCUUUGGAUUUUCUCUGCUUUUUAAUCUGUGUUUCAUAGCAGCAAUGACAUUUUUUAACCCUCUUGAAGAUUCUAAAUCCGUUAUUCUAGAUAAGAAUGAUAAGAGUAAAAACAAGAAACAAUCAUCUUCCCAUGGACCCUCACAUUAGAACAGUUGAAAUGGGUGCAACAUCCACAACAACCCAAGUGUUUGAAGAUACUGAUAUGGAAGUGAGAACUACUCCAGACAACUCAACCACAAGUUCUGUAGACCAGGCACCUAACAAGAGGGGAAUGGUGUUGCCUUUCCAACCCUUGUCUCUAGCAUUCGACCACGUCAAUUACCAUGUAGACAUGCCUGCUGAAAUGAAAAGCCAAGGAAUUGAAGAGACCCGUCUUCAACUGUUACGAGGUGUAAGUGGUGCUUUCAGGCCUGGCGUUCUAACAGCAUUGGUUGGGGUAAGUGGUGCUGGAAAGACCACCUUGAUGGAUGUGCUAGCCAGAAGAAAGACUGGUGGUUACAUUGAGGGCAGUAUCAGCAUUUCUGGUUACCACAAGAACCAAGAAACUUUUGCUAGAAUUAAGGGUUAUUGUUGUUUGGUUAUUUCUCAAAGAAAUGGAGAGAGACGUUGAAGAGCUGAAAUCAAGUUUCCAUUUCAGU